UUUCCUCUCCACGCUUGUAUGUGUUGGAAAGGAAAAGCUAGACACCUCGUAGAAGUGUUCGAUGCCCCCAUUCAAAGUUAGACGAAACCCAGAUGAAAAGCUACACGAACGAGCUCUGUUUGGUUCUUUUCUUAUUUCGUGUUUUUUAUUUUUUUUUCUUUUAAUAUUGCUGACAAUCAGCCGACUCCCCACCGCUUGCGUCCCUCGACUGUACGUAGAAGAAUUGCCUGACACCUCCUUUCUGCUCCUCUUCCUCCUGGAUCGUCAGCAUGCCCACUAAACCCUGCUAAACCUCCCUCACAAAGCCAAAAAACUUCACAUUUCCCAUGGCUUCCCCGACCCCCGACUCCUCCCUAACCUUCACCGAUACCGACCUGGACGGCAUCGACCUCGACCCCUCCGACUUCGGCUCCUCCAUACCCCUCAAGAAGGUCCCCAACGGCGACGUAUUCGAGGCCUCUAGAGCCGGCGACAUCGACCGCCUCAAGUACCUCCUCGAGUUGGGCAUCAAUGUCAACGCGCGCGACCAAUGGGACUCCGUGGCUCUUUACUAUGCUUGCCUGGCGGGCCACCUCGACGCCGCCAGGAUGUUGCUGGAGAGCGGGGCGAUAUGCUCUGAGCACACUUUUGACGGGGACAGGUGCCACUAUGCAGCCCUUAAUUUGAAGGUGAGGAAGCUGUUGAAGGCCUUCGAGGCGAGGCCGCCGCCUCUAGGGCCUUUGCAGGCCUCGAUGAGAGAGAUUUUCAUGGGUUGUGGUGAGAAUAGAGCUUUCUUGGAGCAGGCAAAUAACCAGUCUCAGAUCUCAGCUCUGUCAUCCACUGGGGGAUCCAAUUCAUACCAUUUCCCUCCAGAUGUGGUAUUUUUUGUGCAAGGUAGACCCAUUGAAGCUCACAGAGUUAUCUUAAGUGCUCGGUCGUCAUAUUUUAAGAGGAAGUUUGAAACUGAUUGGAAAGACCGCAAGGAAGUGAGAUUUGCAAGGGAAAAGUUGUCUUAUACUGCUCUUUACAGUCUUAUCCACUUCUUUUAUUCUGACAGACUAGAGAUUGUAGUAGAUGACAUGGAGCAUCUUGUGAGAAUAUGCAAAGUAUGCAAAUGUGAAUCCUUACAAAGGAUUAUUGAGAAAGAACUUAUUCACCAGAAAUAUGCGGAAUACAAGGCACUGAGGGACAUAGACGAUUCUCAGAAACGCUUCAUAUUACAAGGCAUAUCCCUUCCUGAAGAAGAUCGUCUUCCUGCUUCCUUGCAUCGAAUCCUUCAAAUUGCCCUUGCCAACUCCACCCGGGAACAAAACCAAGACAAUAGUAUUGAGGAAUUAUCAUCUUAUGCUAGUGCAAUGCAGAUCAGUGAUUUCGUAGAUGAUCUUGCAGAUGUUAGUGUACAAGUUGAUAAAAAGAUAUUUCGUUGCCAUCAAGUGGUUUUGGCAUCAAGAUCAGAAUAUUUUAGAGCAAGAUUAUCUCGUAUGAAGGGCUUUCAUGAAGGAAAGGUGUCAUUACCUGUUGAUACCCUUCCGUGUCUUGAAGAACAUGAUCUGAGCACGGAAGCAUUUGAGAAAAUGAUAGAGUAUAUGUAUACUGAUGGUUUGAAGGAUAUAGACCCAGAUCAGGCUGAGGAAAUGUUUGAUGCUGCUUCUAGAUAUUUGUUAUUUCCGCUUAAGCGUGCUGUAGCUGAUGUGCUGUUGCCACACCUAGAAAUGAUCUCGCCUGCAGAGUUGUGCCAGUGGUUGAUAUUAUCAGACAUGUAUGGUGUUGUGAAGAUACGGGAGUACUGUCUAGACACUAUAGCAUGUAAUUUCGAGACAUUUGCCGAUACACAGGAAUUCCGAGCAAUGCUGUUGACGCUCCCGCCACCAUCAGGAGAUUCCUCACUCCGCACCACUGUUCCAAGUGCUCCAGGAGCAAUAAUCAAUGCGGAUCAAGCAAAUCUCCUUGAUGAUUUACGAGAGAAGUGGCUUGAAGCUGAAGCUGCUGAGCUUGACAAGAGAGAUGAGAGUGCAUUACUGUUUGACAAGCGCCUUGAGAUGCUUAUGCUUGUUGCUGAACAAGAAAAGUCUGAUGGGGCUCCUGCUGAUGAUUUUCAUGAUGGUCCUUGAUCACCUUUUUCCCCCCUGCCUCUUCCCCCAUGCCAAGGGCAAGAAGACAAAUUUUAGAUUUAUAGAUUUUUCCUUGAAGUAUAGAAGAAAAAAAGAAAACAUUUUUUGUUGUAGUGUCACAACCCCUCUAACUACAACUAGGACAAUAAAUGAAAAUGCCUCGAAGUGCUUUGGUGCGUUUUUUUGUUGCUUUAGUUACUCGAGCAUCCACGAACUUCUUACUGUGAUUGACUAAGUCUCUUAAAGGUCUAAUGGACUGAAUGAAAUUAAGUUCCUAUUUACCAUAAAACCAAUUGGUUCUUUCUUAUGUCUCUGUAUCUGUUUUUGCUUUAGAUGGGCACAACCUGUCGUAUCUAUCUUCCUAUUUUGAUUUGUAAUGGUGAUAAUUUACGGUCAUUUUCUGGUAAUGAAAUGACACGGUUAUUACAUUGAUCGCCAUCACUCUAUAUUGUAAAAUAGU
This is a messenger RNA of Juglans regia (Persian walnut), 2550 nucleotides long. Its product is annotated as BTB/POZ domain-containing protein At2g04740. Gene Ontology annotation, cellular component: ubiquitin ligase complex; cytoplasm. Bases 327 to 2090 code for a protein of 587 amino acids. The record is from RefSeq and is a predicted model, not a curated record. NCBI's taxonomy places the organism in Eukaryota, Viridiplantae, Streptophyta, Magnoliopsida, Fagales, Juglandaceae. The transcript is spliced from 5 exons. Gene Ontology annotation, molecular function: protein binding.